Messenger RNA from Pocillopora meandrina, 8240 nucleotides. The record is from the annotation of a GenBank genome assembly. NCBI's taxonomy places the organism in Eukaryota, Metazoa, Cnidaria, Anthozoa, Scleractinia, Pocilloporidae.
GCUUUCCUUGCAGAGUCAUCUGGUUUUAGGACUGUUGGGAAAGUAAGCCAGGAUGAACUAGCAGCAUGGGAGCCGCUAGGGGAAGGCGGAUUUUCAAGUGUUUAUAAAACUAAGCUUAAAGGGAAUGAUGUUGCUGUCAAAGUGUUAAAAAAUCUUAAAGAAACAAGAUCUCUGCUUACAGAAGGAAAUCUAUUAAGGUGAACUUUUAAACAUGCUCAUUUUCGCCCCUCCUAUAGAUAAAGUUUAAUGUUACAGUCAUUAGCUUAAAAUAUUAGUAACCUCUCUUCAAACCUUUUGUUGAAGUUGAGUGAUUUUAUUUGCCAACUAAAUUUAUUUCAGUCUUUCUUAUGCUUUUAGUCUGUUCUUGAGCCAAGUGGCUCACCCAGCUGAAGCUUGUCCUGAUUUCCAAAUCAACAUGAAGCAACUAGGAGUGUUACCACUUUCCCUGAAUGGGAUGGAAAUCCAUUGCAAGGUUACCCCCCCCCUCCCCCCUUAACAUUUCAUCAGGCUUCCUUAGCAACACCCUGGUACCCAUUUACCUGUAUACUUUGUUUGGAGCACAACAUUCUCUUUGCCAAAGAGCACAACAUAUUGACCCAGCCAGGUCUUGAAUUUGGAUCUUUCGACCUGGACUUCAGUGCACGAACCAUUCGUUCUCCACUUCUCCUCUUCUGCUUUUAAUCAAAACUAUAGCAAAAUUCUUGUGAAUGUGAUUAGUUAUAACCAAAUUCUUGAGAACGUGAUUGAUUAUCACUAACCUGAUUUGAGCACUUAUGAGACAGUGUACACAUCAUGCUUGUAAUUGGACAGUGUAAAAGGACAGUUAAAGGGACAGUUAACAGGUCAUGCCUGUGUAAGUGGACAGAACGCGUCAUGAAUAUGUUGUUUUCUCACAUAUGAAAACAUAUCUCCGAUGUCUAGUUUCUUUCUCAAAUUUUGUCAUAGUUUUGAUUAAUUGGUAAUAGGACUUCGUGUCGUCCAAUUCUGUCUGUAAUCACUACACUCAUGAUUAACAAAUCACACUUCUUGGUCGUCCGAUCUUGUUUAUCACUCAUAUGAUUACAAACCGAAUUGGACUGCACUUAGUCCUAUUACCAUUAUUAAUUGUUCUACUGAAUAUCAAAUUAUUCUAGUACUCUCAGUUACAUUUUACUCAAAGUUAAAACCCCUCUUUGGAAAAUUCAUUCUUACUAGCUUCUUUAAAAUUAUUUUAAAUUUUUGAUACACAGAGAUUUUCGGCAUGAUAACAUUAUUGCAUUCAGAGGAAUGAACAUUUUGGAACGUGAUGUCUCAUUUGAGAAUGUUAGUACACAUGAGAAAUUCACCCUUAAAGCAGGAUGCCCUUUUCUGGUGAUGGAGUACAUUCCUAAGAACCUCCACAGAUUUGUCGAGGAUCACAAAACUCCAGAAUCUAGGGGACUUCCUAAAAGUCAAGUGUGGACCAUUGGUAGAGGAAUGGCCAAUGGCUUGAUGUACCUACACAGUUUGAAUCCUCCAAUAAGCCACAGGGAUUUAAAACCUGACAAUAUACUGGUGAGAUUCCUGUAGAAAUCAUCUGUUUUAGACUUCAGUCAGAAAAAAAGAAGACAGACUGUGGCUUAAUGAAAAAAUGCAAAAAGGGAAAAGAAAUGAUUGAUUAAUUAAUUAGUUAAAAUAGAUCAAAAUGAAAUAAAGAAAAAAAAUCAGCGAGUCAAUUUUUUUCUCAAAUUAUUUGGAUAUAUGCUGCACGACAAACACUCAAGGGUUUAUAGAAUCACUCUUACCGGAAUUUUAUUACCUUUUUGAGACCUGUUUGCCAGGAAAAGAAAACAUUGAAUACAUUUGAAUAUAAACAGAAGAUAAAAAAUAGACGAGUUGAAAAAAUAUUGAAAAACUUUGAUGCUACAUCGGCCAAUCUUUAAGCUGUGAAACAACUCAGUCAGUAUCUCUAGAAAACAUUCAAUAAAUAUCAUCCUGAUUAUUCCCUUAUUUUUAAAUCAUAAAUUAAUCAAGUUGGAAAUCAGAAGCUUGCGGGUAAAACUAGCAGACUUUGGCUUAUCAAGAACAAUUGAGAGGAGUGACAAUGAUCUGUCUUUGUUCCAUGCACGCUGGACAGCACCUGAUGUGUGGGAUGAUUACAUCACAGCUAAUGAGUAUAAUAAAGAAGGUAACAUUGACCCUUGAUCAGAAUUUUUUCGGUUUUGGUGUUCAUUGCAGUUAGCAGUUUUCCGUUUUUGGUAUUCGUAAAAAACACCAAUGGGUUUUUGGAUUUGGUAUCCGAUGUGGUUUUCGGGUUUUUUCCUAUUUGGGUUCCGGUUUCCCUUCGAUCUGAGCGGCAAAUAUGCACCACCACUGAUCUUGAAUGCCGCAAAACCUCUGUACGUUCCACUUAUCACCACUGUAUAGGAUUGAUAAGAGUUUUGAUAACUGGUACGUAAAAAUUUAUCAGUUUUGACGGUUUCGCAAGCAGUUUGCGGUUUUGAUCCCAUUCUUUAGCGCUUUUGAAUGAUUUUUUUCUACGGUUUUGCGUUUUCUAAUAGACCCCAAUGCACCCCCUCCUUCACUUGAGUGAAAACCUACGCUGCAUGACUUAAUUUCCUCCAAAUAGCUGGUGAAAUAUUACUAGUAAUGAAUGGUUUUUCAUCCAGAAUGAGUACGUUAGCAUAACAAACAAACUGCUACUUUCUUCACCCAGAACUGACAGACACAACAGAAAAUGAAACCGUGGAAGAAGAGCACACAGGGUUUGGUGACGAACUUUUUUAUCUACGCGCUGACAUCUACUCGUAUGGACAAGUAGUAGCCUAUACGUUAACAGGAAAUACACCGUGGCAGGGUACAAACUCUGUUAGUGUACUAGGUAUUCAAAACAACUUGAUAAAGAAGGAGGACAGAGUGGAGUUGCCCGAAGAACUGGGUGGUUUAUUGAGAAAAGUUAUCGAGGACUGUCGUAUGGAAAAUCCUGAGAUGAGACCAACAGCAGACGAACUGGUUUCGGAGUAUUUUAGUGGUAAAGUUUCCAAAAGUUAAAUUUACUUUCAUUUACUCUCACUGGCAAUUGUUGCUUAUAGAUAUACUUCUCAACGAAAACUUCUUCACUCUCUUUACGCAGUUAAAACUUAACUGAUUAUCUACGAAAACUUGUGGGACCAGAAUUGUUCUUGUCAAGUCAAUACACUGGUAAAUUUCGUCGUUUCAAAUCCAACGGCAAAGGGAAAAACAAGUCAAAAUAAGCCAAACUAAAAUUUUCUUGACCAGGAACUGCGUGCCAUGAUUAAACAGAACAAGCACUUUAUACACGAGCUAUUGGAAUUCCCAACCAACUUUUGAAUUUGCAAUCGUGUUUAGUGCCAAUCGGAAUGUUUGAAUAUCUCCUUUGAUUCGUCAUUUACUGGAUUAGAAAAGUUAUUCUGCCCUGCUUAAAAGAUUUAAGCGUUUUUUAUCCAUUUCUUUGUCAUUUUGCAAUAGUUUUUUUGUUCUUAUUUUUAUUUUAUCGUAUGCAAACAUCACUUUCAUCAUCUAAAUGUAAAAUUGUUAAUCUUUAACACAUGGCUUACCAGAGUUUUUUCUUGAAGGUGAUGUUAACCCGUACCAAACCGAAGCCAAAAGCGCUGAGUUCUUUUCCUGUGGGUUCCUCCAGAAUACUUAUGUCUUCGUUGCUGAGAGCUUGGUGGACGAGGUAAUGCCGCGGUAGUAAUUAGUGGUAAUGGAGUAGUGGUAAUUAGUGCGGGCAGGUGUUGUAUUAUUUGUUUCGAUGCCUAAGCUGAGCCCUACUAUUUUUAAGUUUUUGUUUUGUUUUGUUUUUAAUAAUAUCUAUGUUAGCGUACAGAGAGUGGUAUGUUGCUCGCACCAAUCAGAUCGUUUAGGGAAUGUAUCUCGCACCAAUCAGAUCGCCGCACUAGGGUAUGUAUCUCGCACCAAUCAGAGCGUCGUUUUUGUUCUUUGGUUUGAGAGGUGUUCAACUUUCAACGAAGUAAUGGGGGAUUCGGAGAGAACGGUUGGCAAAUUGGAAUCGUCUUUUAGAAUGCUAGCUUUUCUGUGUCUUUAACGUGUAUUUUACCUCGCUCUAUGAGAAAUGCGAUACUACUGGACAGAUGAAAGAUAUCAGAUUACUUGUAAUAAACUUGUUACUCAUGCUGUGAAAACGGUGGAAAGUUGCUCGAAAGAAAAUGGAGCUCUGUGCACUGUAGCACGAUCAUGGUUAUUGUUCCUUCCCGACGAGAGUGAGAGCAAAAAUUAUGAAUCAAAUAUUGCUUGAGGUGUUGAUGAAUUGCACCAAAUAUUUUGAUUUGAGCAGUUCUUUAACGGCAAGCUGUGUUGCAAGAUUCAUGAUUUGUUGAGUGUGUUGAUUAUAUUUUUCUGGAUUGGUUUGCUCGGUGCUUUCUCCAGAUGAAUGUCCGAUUAAAAUUAACAAUGGACGAUUUAGUGUAUGUUUUCGAUGUCUGGAGAAAAUGAUCUUGUGGAGUCGUUUGUGUUUGGCCAAGGACGAAUUCAGAUACUAUCGUUUGCAUGUUUAUUUGAUUUUGUUAUCUGGAAUGAAUGAUUUACGGAGGUAAGUAAAUAUGAUGUGAUCUACUAACGUCGAAAAUGUAUCGAGUCGAAGGAACAGUUUUGGUCUCGGUCCACAUUUUUGUCGACAAAAUAAACACAUACCACUUAAAAAGAUGUUAGUGCGGACCAUGUGCAAAGCUGUCAAAUAUUUCUCGAAUGUUGCGCCUGUUGAAUAUUCAAUAGUGACAUCUCAUUUACUUCUACAUCUACAUCUAUUUUUAUUACGUUAUUAUUACAGACAUCACACCAACCAACUCGCGUGCAAAGUGAGAAGACAACAGGAAGGCUUGAAAUUAUGUUAAAAUCAAUUUUGAUCAAGAAAUGGGCCAGGAAUAUUCCAACCACAAUAAUGAAAAUAAUCGUGAAAGCUGAUCGCGGAAAAGCGAUGACGCUGGGCAAGUUAGAAGAUGACAUGUUAUCACAUACCAGACGAAAAAAUCCUUUAGAUUCUCAGUCUACAUUUUGUACCUAGUACCUAGUAUCCGGUCUGCAGUCUGCAUUUUGUACUAACAGGUAUCUGUGGCACCAAUACAGUUUAUUUUUGUCACAGUUAUUCGCACAACACACACAAUCUACCACAAAAUACCUGUGUGUGAGUUAAUUCGAUAUUUUCGUUCUUUUCCGUGUUAAUACUCUUCUUUCCUUCUGUAAAAAUGUAGACAUAACUUACAAUGUUUCAAGUAAUCCACCCACCCCCAAUAAAUAACUCUUGCAUGCAUGGCAUGCCUACAGUACAUGAUAUCCUCACAACUUCGUAAAAGGUGAUGGGUUGGGACUUUCAAACCCUGGCCUUGUUGGUGUCUCACCUGAAAUUUUGUAAACGCUGGAUAAAGUUGAUUUUCCUUUGGACGAAUUUGUGGUCUUUUGCCCAGCAACAUUGUUGUGGGUUGGUACUUUCAAACUCUGGCCUUGGCGUAUCACCUGAAAUAUUGUAAACUCUGAACAAAGUCGAUUUUCCCAUCGACGAACUUGUGAUCUUUUGCACAGCAGCACUGCUAUUUCCGCAGUUUUUGAUGGCUUAGUAAUAUUUGCGUGGGAUUAUUGGCGCUGCGGCAGGAGUGUUUCUUCGCCAGCGAGAGGUCUGUGAGGGGUCUGAAACUAAUUUUAUUGGUGCCAGACCCAUUUGCAGACAGCGCGCUUUGCUCGAUGCCUGAAGCUUUCCCGUGGGAGUUGAGACGCUCUUGCCUCCACGCUAAUAAUGAAGGUCAGCUCGUUGGCUGCUUACACUAAGCUUCUCCGUCUUAUCCUAUGUAUGUCUUGAUUGAUUUGUCCUCUUUAACCAACAGUCCAGUGAAGGGUAUUUUAAGACAGCAGUUCGUCCCCAGGGAUUCCCCCCUGAGUGUCUGUUGUACCCUGUAGAGGUUGGCAAUAAGGAGUACAACGACGUGCCAAAGGAGUGGGUUUAUGAACGGAAGUAUAGGGAGCACUACGGAAGAUUUAGGCAGGUACAUAUAUGAAGACAAGAUUUUGCAUUGACAUAUGGUUUUUUGUACGUACAAGAUAGGACGGCGAAGAAAAACAGCUUCAGACAAUGGAAAUUACAACAACGAGUGCCUCAAAAUAAAUUAGCUUCUCUUUUUUUCAUAAGAACCUUUUUUUUAUUAGAACAUUCAGGCCAGCACCUAAUAUUCUAAUAUUUCCUUAUAUUAUCACUGCUGACUCAACCAUUAAGGUUAUGAGAGUAAAGGAGUUCCGAAUCGUUAAAAAAUUCUCCCUUUCGUCACCAUAAAAAUGUACAGAGAACAGAACAGACGCUUGAUUUGUCCCAGUGUUCUUGCAGUUGAUAAGGUGUUAAAUUAAACUUCUUAUAGAGAUUUCUCCUCAGGGAAGGGUCCAGGGAAUUUUGAUAAGUGGUGUCCAAACGCUGUGCCUCAAUAUACACAGGAAUUUGUUGUUCUUAUAGAUAAGCUAAGCAAUAUUACAAGACAAGUUGAUAGUCUAGCAUUUAAAGAUACUUUAUAUUGUAAAAUUAACAUGCAAUCUGUCGUUUCAAGAAUUUUGGAUUCGUUAGAUGGUUAAAAAAACCCUUAUGUAGGGGAAUGCCGGACCUUUUCUCUGGAUCUGUCGCAGCUCUUGAAUGAUUUUCUUUGUGUGCGUCUAGGAUGCUAUCGACAAAAAGAUCGCAGACAAUCCUUCCAUUGCCCUCAAAACAUUGAUUACCUCUCAGGAGGAGGAAGAAGAAAGACAAGAAAUACAACUGAUGUUUGGACAAUCAACCUACUGUCAUCAUAGAGCCGUUCGGGAGAUCUGGAGGAACCUAGAAGACUCUAAAAAGAGAGAGUUUGUUGUGUGUAAGACCACGGUCCAUCCGGUAUUCAGCACAUCUUUCGGCCUCCAUGUCGCUGUCCUGACCGCGGACAAACCUCGGAAAUUUAUCUUCGGUAAAAGGGCUAAUCGAGGUACCUAUUUUGUUCAAACACCCUUUUUGGCCUUUUGUUAAGAGUUCUGUAACUGUUUACGAGUUUAGAUUUUGAUUAAAAGGAAAAUGAUAUCUGACUCCAAUACAUCUCCAUUUAAAGCCACCCAAAUAGAUUUUUAUGUACGGACCAAAAUGUACGUAUCGAUAACAAAACAACCAAACGACCGCCAUUACACAAAACAUUCCGGGUCACGAAGGUCGCGUGAUCCAUAGGGCGGGAAAAUCUGGCGAACAGGGAUCCCAGCUGCAGGUAACAAGAUUGUUUUUUUCACACCAAUCCUUGACUAAGAGAGGAAAAAGGUUUUCCACGAGCCUAUUCCACCGAUGAUUUUAGUCAAUUCCCCUCAAAAAUAUUUAAUGUUGAUUAAGUAGCAGUUGUCAUUUCAAUCAUUAUCAGCUGAACAACAAGCCACCACAACAAAUUUGUUUAUUGAGGUUUACAUGUAAUGAACUCGUGUCCCCUUUAUGCAAUCCCUUGUGUCUUAGCACUGAAUAUGAAUAUUUGAAUUUAACAACACAACACCAACACGAACAAGGUAAGCUAACAAAACUCAAAACUGAGGCCUUUAGAUUUUUGACACACAUCAGCUUUGUUUCAUCUAAGGCCCGUUCUCCUAUUUUUUUUUUUUUUUGGGUCCAAAUGCAGAGAAAUUCGCAAUACUUAAUAACGAGACUGUAAACAUAACGAUGAGCAAUCCUAGAAUAGACCAACGAAAAAUGUAGCGCAUAAAAUAUUGUUUAUUUUUUCCCUCGUUAUUUUUCAGAGGGAAUGCCUACCCCAAGCAAGUUUACCUGCGGGGCUGUGGAAAGUGUUUCAGUCAAGGACUACGUCUAUAAAGACGGCAAGCCUUACGUGAAUCUAAUUCAGACCGCCGUGAGAGGACUGGAAGAAAAGCUGCGAGUAGAGUUGAAAGGCAGCGACAUUAAGGCUCUUUGCCUCACAACCGUGUACCUCAAGUUCGACACGCAUGAAUGGGGUUGCUGUGGUUACGUGGACCUGUCGGAUGAACGAGUGGCUCCCGAGAGGCGACUAACGUUCGAGCAGCUCGGUUCUCGGUUCACGAUGGGCCCUAAAGAUAAGUAUGAGCACGAAGAGGUGGUAGCUGUUGACUUCGAACUUUCACGGAUGGUGGAGUUCGUGCGGGAGAAUUACGAAGAUUUUGCAAGCUCAACUAAGCUAGUAGUGGUGAAAGUUUUGCAGUCGUUUUUCGGAGUCGCUGCCGUGGAGAGAGCUUUUCGCGUUUAUCUGGAGGAUGGAAACAAUACUCUCCCAAAGGAGAUUCCGUCUUGA